Messenger RNA from Notothenia coriiceps (black rockcod), 2387 nucleotides. RefSeq names its product GTP binding elongation factor GUF1 (gene guf1). Gene Ontology annotation, biological process: positive regulation of translation. The record is from RefSeq and is a predicted model, not a curated record. Lineage: Eukaryota; Metazoa; Chordata; Actinopteri; Perciformes; Nototheniidae. The coding region runs from base 241 to 2268 and encodes 675 amino acids. The transcript has 17 exons. Gene Ontology annotation, molecular function: GTPase activity; GTP binding; mitochondrial ribosome binding. Gene Ontology annotation, cellular component: mitochondrion.
UGUCACCCAAAAUGUCAGCACCCUAAGAACUCAUGCACGGGGGUUAUUACAGUACCAUUUACUUUAAAAGAUACGCAUGUGUUUUCUUCAUGCCAGUAUAUAAUGGUCCGUCAAUGUGGCCAUAGUCUACGUUUAAUGACAAUACAGUAGUAGUCAAAAGCUAGCUAGCUAGCUAGCUAUCGCCAGCUAACAGUUAGGACCUUCAUGCUGGAAGGUAACUGACAGCAGCUUAACGACAACAUGUCCCUUUCUCUAGUUAAACGGUGGUGUGACACACCACUGCUAAGACGUGUUUUACAGUUCAAAGAGUACAGGAGGAAAAUACAAAGCUGUAAUAUGACCUACACACUGUUAAGACACCGCUGGAUGAAAAGGCUGCCUGUGUUCUCCAGCAGCUUCAGGAUAAUCAGCACUAAAACAGAUAAGGAUACGAUUGACCUGUCUAAGUUUCCUGUGGACAGAAUCAGGAAUUUUUGCAUCAUCGCUCAUAUUGACCAUGGAAAAAGCACGUUGGCUGACAGGCUGUUGGAAAUAACAGGUGCCAUAGCAAAGACUGACAAGAACAAGCAGGUGUUGGACAAGCUUCAGGUGGAGCGAGAGAGAGGGAUCACAGUGAAGGCUCAGACGGCCUCGCUGAUCUACAGCUACGAGGGAGAGCAGUACCUCCUGAACCUCAUUGACACGCCGGGUCAUGUGGACUUCAGUUACGAGGUUUCUCGAUCGAUUUCAGCCUGCCAAGGGGUCCUGUUGAUUGUCGACGCCAAUCAGGGGAUUCAGGCGCAGACAGUUGCCAACUUCUACUUGGCUUUUGAAGCUCAGAUGGCCAUCGUCCCUGUCAUCAACAAGAUUGAUUUAAAAAAUGCUGAUCCAGAGCGAGUGGAGUCCCAGAUUGAAAAAGUUUUUGAUAUUCCAUGUGAGGAAUGCAUUAGGAUUUCAGCUAAGCUUGGAAUAAACAUUGAAGAGGUUCUCCGAGCGGUUGUGGAGAGAAUCCCCCCGCCCGCGGCAAGUAUUGAUGAACCUUUUAAAGCCCUCGUGUUCGACUCCACCUUCGACCACUACAGAGGGGUGGUGGCCAACAUCGCUCUGUUCGGGGGUCGGGUCAAGAAAGGGGACAAGGUCGUGUCGGCGUAUCUCGGGAAAACCUACGAGGUCAACGAGCUGGGGCUCCUCCGGCCGGCUGAGCACCCGACACAGAAGCUGUUUGCAGGCCAAGUAGGCUACAUAAUAGCAGGGAUGAAGGAUGUGAAGGAGGCGCAGAUUGGGGACACUCUCUACCUCCAAGAGCACCCGGUGGAAGCUCUUCCAGGGUUUAAACCCGCCAAAGCAAUGGUCUUUGCUGGCAUGUAUCCCAUGGACCAGUCAGAGUACCCGGCCCUUCGCAGUGCCAUUGAGAGGCUGACCCUGAAUGACUCCAGUGUCACGGUGCAGAGAGACAGCAGCAUGGCCCUGGGAGCCGGCUGGAGGCUGGGCUUCUUGGGUCUUCUGCACAUGGAGGUGUUCAACCAGAGGCUGGAGCAGGAGUACAACGCCUCAGUGAUAGUAACAGCCCCCACUGUUCCCUACAAGGCUGUGCUCUCUUCACCCAAACUCAUCAAGGAACACGGCAGUGAGGAGAUCACCGUGGUGAACCCGUCUCACUUCCCAGAUAGAGCCGUUGUGUCUGAGUAUCUGGAGCCGAUGGUGCUGGGGACCAUCCUCACUCCGGACAGCUACACCGGCAAGAUCAUGACCCUCGCCUUGAACCGCAGAGGGAUCCAGCAGAACAUGGUGUACAUAGACGACCAGCGAGUCAUGAUGAAGUAUCUCUUCCCUCUCAAUGAAAUCGUUGUGGAUUUCUACGACCUGCUCAAAUCGAUGUCCUCCGGUUACGCCAGCUUUGACUAUGAGAGCGCAGGCUACCAGGCUGCUGAUCUGAUAAAGAUGUAUAUCCUGCUGAACGGGGAACCUGUGGAAGAACUCAUCACCAUUGUGCACAGAGACCGUGCGUACAACAUGGGGAAAGCCAUGUGUGAGCGCCUCAAAGACUCCAUACCCAGGCAGAUGUUUGAGGUGGCUAUACAGGCAGCUAUUGGAAGCAAGGUCAUCGCGAGGGAAACGAUAAAGGCGUUCAGAAAAAAUGUUCUCGCUAAAUGUUACGGAGGUGACAUAACACGGAAGAUGAAGCUGCUGAAGAGACAGGCGGAGGGGAAGAAGAGGAUGAGGCGCAUCGGCAACGUGGAAGUUCCCAAAGACGCUUUCAUUAAUGUUCUGAAGAGGAAAGAGAAAUAGACUGAAGUCGUAGUAGUAUUUUAUUGUUAUAUAUAUUGAUAUCAUUAUCAUAUGCAGCAGGUUUUUUUAAAAGGCCCUGCCAGAUUUUCUCGAAAUAAAAUAGACAUUGUUUCCGCAAA